GCGGAGGCAGUUUUUGACAGUCAUGUUAUGGUUACAUUAAGACGGUGACACAGCAUUAACCAGCUUUUCACGGCUUCAUAAAGCUGGAAUUAGCAGGAUUUUCCUUUUUUUAAAUCACAUUUUUACUCAGAUUAGCUUUUUUUUUUUUUUUAAUCGCCUCCACUUCCUGUCGCUCGCUCGUCCACCAGUCAGGAAACUUCGCUGUGGAUUUAUUAUUCCUGUAGCAUCAUGGCCCAAAAUAACUCAUCUUUUCCCGUCAAACUUUACAUUUACGAUAUAUCCCGAGGAAUGGCUCGUCAGCUAAGCGCUGCUAUGCUAGGGAGACAGUUGGACGGAAUAUGGCACACAGGUAUUGUUGUCCACGGAAAGGAGUUCUUCUUCGGUGGAGCAGGAAUCAGCCACUGCCCUCCUUCUGGUACCAUACUGGGUGACCCGGAAGCAGUGGUAGACCUGGGCUCCACUGAGGUGAAUGAAGAUCUAUUUACGGAAUAUCUGGAUUCACUGGCUGAGUCAACAUUCAGAGCGGACAGCUAUCACGUGUUUGAGCACAACUGCAACACCUUCAGCAACGAUGUGGCACAGUUCCUCACAGGCAGAAAGAUCCCUUCCUACAUUACAGACCUGCCAUCGGAAAUACUCGCCACGCCGUUUGGCCAGGCGCUCCGCCCGCUGUUGGACUCCAUGUCCAUCAAUCCUGGAGGAACCAACUUCACUGGACAGCGAUAAAUGGAGCUUUAUAACAUUCGUCCCAGCAGCUGGCUGUGCUAGCAGUCAUGCUAACCUGCUAUCAUCAGGGCUCUCUGUCUUUCUGCACCUUAAACUGCCUGCUGCAAACUUACUGGAAGGCAAAGCAACAAACUCAAGAAACUGAGUUCAACCUAAAUUCAGACUAAAUCUGCACAGAAUAGCUAAAAAUUCUCCCUUUAAAGACUUGAUCAACUACAUUAAGCAUUGCUGUGCUUCCCUAAAGGUGCUUUGUACGUUUUAACACAUAAUUGGAUACAAUUGAAGAGAUUUAAGAUUCUAAUAAACUGCUUGAUUUAUACAUGAAAAAACAAAAUAUUUUUCCAUAUAAUAAACUUAAGUAGGAAUUUUGAAUCCUUGCUUUAAAAAGCUUUUCUUCUUCUGAAACGCUGGCCUUAACUCUAACGACCUUUCUCUAAUGGCUGACAGGUUUUACAGCACAGAUUUAGAAAUUAUCCUUUUUUUUUUAGAUGCCCCAGUGUCUCCCUACAAGCUUCUCUGUUUAGCAUUAGUUUUGGAUCAGCUGCAGAAUACCAGGACCUCUGUGAGUUUUUGAAAAGCUUUAUUUUUAAUCAGGAUUUUUGAAUAUCUAUUCAGCUUCAUGUGUCCCUUUAAUUUUUAAAUCACAGGAAAGGAUCAUUUUGAAUGGAGUCUAUACGCACAGUUUGUGUUUUAGUAGUAGGUUUUAAUUUUUAUUUUCGUUUAAUUCCUGCAGCUUAAAGUCAAAUAUUCCACCAAGGUUUAUAUGGCCUUUUAUAGCACUGCCUAGAAAACCAUCUUUUGUAAAAUCAGUUUUAAAGGUAUUCUCUAUUUGUCAUGCCAAACAUUGAUUAUAAAGCACUUUAAUGCUUUGUAAACAUAGGAUAUUUUUGUUUAAAAACCCCGGACCAAUCACAUGACAUACCUCUCCUUUCCUAAUUGUGUUUUUUUUUUGUUGGACCAGAUUAUUAUUUAUUCACCAUCAGAACCAGGUAUUUGUAAAAACAAAACAAGAGGCCUUAUUAAUGGUGUUGGGUUCAACUCAAAUGUAUUAAUGUAUUUUGUUUCUUGAAUAUUAAAGGCCUCAAAGGCAAAAAAAUAAACUCUCUUUAAUUUCAUCCGUCUUAUCUUAUUUAAACUGUUGUUGUUAUGGAGUUUUCUGAGUGAAAUCUAAAAUGUUGAAGUAUAACUUUUACAAAAAGAGUUUUGUCAAAUGUCUGAAAAUGCUGACCUAAUUCUGAAAUAUUAAA
Cyprinodon variegatus (sheepshead minnow) is the source of this 1973-nucleotide messenger RNA. RefSeq names its product desumoylating isopeptidase 1-like. Gene Ontology annotation, biological process: protein modification by small protein removal. Bases 229 to 726 code for a protein of 165 amino acids. The transcript has 6 exons. Gene Ontology annotation, molecular function: peptidase activity. NCBI's taxonomy places the organism in Eukaryota, Metazoa, Chordata, Actinopteri, Cyprinodontiformes, Cyprinodontidae. The record is from RefSeq and is a predicted model, not a curated record.